Messenger RNA from Humulus lupulus (European hop), 522 nucleotides. RefSeq names its product protein ZINC INDUCED FACILITATOR-LIKE 1-like. Lineage: Eukaryota; Viridiplantae; Streptophyta; Magnoliopsida; Rosales; Cannabaceae. The transcript is spliced from 2 exons. The record is from RefSeq and is a predicted model, not a curated record. The coding region runs from base 1 to 333 and encodes 110 amino acids.
AUGUGGUCUCAGGAAACACUUCACUUUCAUAAUAAAGUUGAUGAAGAAGAGAAUGAGAAACUUUGUGAUCUAUUAGAGGUGAACACGAAUGGAUAUGAUCUAAGUUCAAAUUCACAAAAAUGUGAAGAAGACUGUCAAACUCCUCAACAAAGUCUUUAUAGGAACUGGCCCCUAAUGUCAUCUAUUAUUGUAUUUUGUGUUUUCCAACUUCAUGACAUGGCUUAUGCAGAGAUUUUUCCAUUAUGGGCUGUUAGUCCAAAGAAGUUUGGGGGAUUAGGCUACUCAAGUUCUGAUGUUGGUGAAGUUCUUUCAAUUUCAGGUACUCAUGACUAGAAAACAUACAUACACUCGUCACUUACGUAAUUGGUAUUGGUAUGCUUAUCUAACUUUCUUUCAUGAUGUUCUAGGCAUUGGUAUGCUUAUCUUUCAGUUAUUUGUGUACCCACCAUUAGAGAGAAAGUGUGGGUUUUUACAGCUGACUCGAAUCGGAGCUAUAUGUCUAGCAUUUUUUUUAAUCUCUUU